AUGGUGUUCUCCGAUCCAACCCUCUGGAUAAGCACCUCUAGUAUCGCAUCUGUUCCGUUGUCGCCUAUAUUGGCCUCAAACACCCAUGAACUUGCGCACUUUGCACUUCUUGAUUGCACUUCUGCAAUGGCCUUUGGCCUUCCUCAACAUGUCGAGUAUGAUACCACAAUCCACUCUCUAUCCACUUGCAACUCUUCACAUCAGUGGUCACAUAUCUGUCCUAUGGAAUUUCAGCUAGUCCUUGCUGACAUCAAUGCUUGUCGUGACAAGUCACCUAACGCUCGCAGUUGGAGAGACAUUGAACGGCAUCUUUUGACAUGGCAGUCCCGACCAGGUCAAUACGUAUUCACAAAUUCAUGGAUGACGGUUGCAUGGUAUGCUGUAGAAGAGAGCUGGCGACUUGCGCUGUUGGCUUAUCUAUAUAUGUCUGUAUGCCAGGUCAGCUCGGAUGAUACAAGAGUGCAAUCUUGCAUCAAACAACUACUUCAAGUAGUCGGAACAAUCAAAAAACGGGGUUCAUCAGACGCAAACCUUUUGUUCUUUGUUCAAUACCUGAUGGUUGGAAUUUGUGCAUCGAGGGAGGCGCAACGGAAGAUUGUACGCGACACACUAUCGGUUCCUAGGGGAACCAAGUUCUGGCUUAUACGAGCAUCGGAUUUUGUCCCAGUCCUAGAUCAUUUGUGGCACGGGGCAGCAGCUGGGGGCCGCCCAGUCAAAUGGGCCGACUAUGUGCAUUCGCGUGAAGUAGCCCUUCCUAUUUUAAUAUGA
This is a messenger RNA of Rhizoctonia solani, 768 nucleotides long. Its product is annotated as Fungal specific transcription factor domain. The record is from RefSeq and is a predicted model, not a curated record. Bases 1 to 768 code for a protein of 255 amino acids. The transcript is spliced from 3 exons. Lineage: Eukaryota; Fungi; Basidiomycota; Agaricomycetes; Cantharellales; Ceratobasidiaceae.